CACCUCGGACACUAAACCGUUGAUUUAAACCUUAAACCAACGAGAUUUUAACCGAAGUAAAAAAAUUUAGUUCUUAGAAUUCCUAAAUAUUUAUUGAAAAGUGUACUUUCCAUUAAUAGCAUGUUAUCAAAAAAUUGUGCUGUUGGGCGAUAGCAUUGGUAAUUUUAGACAGAAAUUCAAUAAGAUGAAAAUUACUAAUCAAGGAUCCUUAAGAUUUAUUGAAAAUUUUUUUAAAUUGCUAAAUUAAACGUUUUCUCAGUCUUUUAGAAAAUGGCACCAAAACCUCGAUUUACUGAUGGUGAAAAAGUACUUUGCUUUCAUGGACCUUUGCUAUAUGAAGCUAAGUGUCUAAAGUCACAAUUACGAGAUAAACAUAUGAAAUAUUUCAUACACUACAGUGGUUGGAAUAAGAACUGGGAUGAAUGGGUGCCUGAAUGCAGAGUCUUGAAAUAUAAUGAUGCAAAUUUGCAAAAACAGAAGGAGCUAACCAGAACACACAUGAAAUCUAAGAAAUCAAAAAAUGUAAAGUUACCUGUUAAGAGCAACAAGGAACCAGAAAAAGAUGCCCCAGCACAAUCCAGCCCUGUUGAGAAGUCAAAACCUAAACCAGAGAAAUGUCUUGCUCCUUCUCCCGUUCCUGAGCCCUCCUCAUCUUCAGAAAGUCCUCCUAGUGAGUUUAGGAAGAAGAAAAAAGCUGAAGCUUGUUUUAUAGAGGAAGUUGAACCUGAAAAAGAAAUUAAAAUUGAAAUGCCACCACUUUUAAGGAAUUGGCUUGUCGAUGAUUGGGAUUUAAUUACACGACAGAAAAAGAUCCUGCAUUUGCCAUCAAGGAUAACAGUUAAUCAUAUUAUUGCCAGUUAUGUGAAGGAAAAAGUAUCAGUUAAGGGGCUCUCUCAAUCCAUGGAGUCUUCUAUUGUUUUGUUUGCUAACACCAUUCGAGACUGUUUUAAUGUUGCACUGGGGAAAAUGCUGCUUUGGAAGUUUGAAAGACCUGCAUAUGCUGAGAUGCUUGCAGAAUAUCCCGAAUCCAGUAUGUGUGAAAUCUAUGGCGCCAUUCAUUUAUUACGAAUGUUCACUAAAGUGGGAAGUUUGUUAACUGGAUUAUCAAGCGAAAGAAAUGCAUUGACUUCUCUACUGGUCCAAAUGGAGGAUUUUGUUAGGUACAUAGCCCAGAACCCAAGUUUUUUCAGUUUGAAUGAUUAUGUUGUUGCAUCUCCAGAAUAUCAUCGAAGAGCAUUAUGAUCUCAAAAUCAACAUCAUCAUUCAGAAAAAAAUCCUUCAAAAUUCAGGCUUUUACUGUGUGAAGCCAGCAAUUCAUUGUACAUAAUGCAUUUUAUACCCUUUAGUAUUACAUUUUAUUAAAACUUACAAAUACAACAAAAGUUUUUUAAAAUUUUUUAAUGUUGUUUUUUUUUUUAAAAUUGUUAUUCUAUAGAGAAGGUUUUUCAGAAUUUAAUGUUUUGUUUCAAGCACGCUUUCUAUCAAGCAUAUUUUUUCUUAUUCAGAAUUAAAACAAAAGUAAGAAGACUUCGGUGUACUUAAAAAUGCAUAAUACACUGUUUGAAACUUAGCUGGAAAAUUUCUUUCACUUAGAAAAGCCUACAAAUGAAAAAAAUAUUCAAAUUACCUUGACAAUAAAAGAUAAACAUUUUUGAACAAACAUAAUCCUACCAUGAUUAACUUUCCUGCAACAUUCCUACCAUGGCAUCAAGAGAUAGAGAUUUGAAACAUGGGGUUAGUUUUUCGAUUAUAACUGGAUGGGGUGUUGGCAGACUUUAUAUUAUCUAUCUUAGUAAUAUAAUUAUAUUUGUAAAUAUUUUUAUUCACAUUUGCCCUUUAUUUAAACUAUUUAUAUUGUAAUUUGAAUUUUUUUAUUGCUUUUUUUAUUUUUGUGUGUUUUAUUUUAUAUUGUUUAUUAAUAAACAAAUAUUAUUUUGAAACAUUGCUUAAUUAAACCGUUUAUUGACAUUACAGCAUGUCUUGAGUGUACUGUGCGCAUUUUGUGUUUUCUAUACUGUUAUUUUAACAAACAUUAUCUAAAUUAGCAUUUUUUGUUGAAAAUUUUUUCACUGUUGCAUUUGUUUAAUUCUGGAGUACAAUGUGAAUUUGUUUAAUUCUGCAUAAUUUUUUUUUUGAAAUUUAUAUAUGUUUGUCACGUGGAUGACACCAACUUAGUGUUGAGUAACUUGAGAAAAUUUGUAGACAAAUUUUCCACCUCAACAAUAUUUCUAAAUUAAAUUAUGUUGAGAAAAAACUGUGUGUUGUGCAAAGAAGUGACAUAAUUUUAUAUAAAACUCGUUUGGAUCUCAGUUAGUCCAUUUCAAAGCAAAUCCAAGUGUUGCCGGUACACAAAAUAAAAUUAGUACCUUAGUCAUUUUGAUAAAUGUUUCUUAUUCAAUUUUUAAACUUAAAAUGAAUUAUUUAUGGAAACUAUAUUUUUAUAAAUGUUUUAUAAAACCCCCACCAUGGCAGUUUAUUUUUCUACCUCUUUUCGUUUUCUCACAAUCUAAUUGUUUCUGGCCUUAUUUAUAGAUUUUAAUGCAAAAUAAUUAGCUGUAAAGAAGUCACCGAAAAAAUAAUUCAGAGCUUCUUUUAAUUUACUGAUCAACGGUAAAACGUCAGAAAACGUUAGGAGGUUAUUAUUUGGUAAAUCAUCAUAUUCUCAGUAAAUUAAUUUAAUGUUUGACUGGGUUCAAAAAUAUUGCUGCAGCUUUUACAUUACUACUAGGAAAGACUGCAAGAUUGUAAAUGUUGUUUAUAAGAUUUUUAGGUUUUAAAAUGUGUUUAAAAAGAAUAAAAUGUUGUUUUGGAAUAAGCACUAAAAUGUUUUAAAAAGAAAAUAUAGGUAUGCUAUUGUCAUAAAAAAAUAUUAUAAAACUCAAAAUAUAAUUUAAAAAGCUGUGGGAUAUUGAGGUGAGCUAAAUAAAUGUUAUUAUUUGGUUUUACUUCACAUUUGUGUCACAUAUAACUAUUGUUUGUAUGAGUGUCGAGUUGUCUUGACAUGUAAAUAAAGUUUUUAAUAAUUGAA
Parasteatoda tepidariorum (common house spider) is the source of this 3028-nucleotide messenger RNA. RefSeq names its product mortality factor 4-like protein 1. Lineage: Eukaryota; Metazoa; Arthropoda; Arachnida; Araneae; Theridiidae. The record is from RefSeq and is a predicted model, not a curated record. Gene Ontology annotation, cellular component: NuA4 histone acetyltransferase complex; nucleus. Gene Ontology annotation, biological process: regulation of DNA-templated transcription; chromatin organization.